Molecule: messenger RNA, 1061 nt
Organism: Drosophila subpulchrella
Lineage: Eukaryota; Metazoa; Arthropoda; Insecta; Diptera; Drosophilidae
Gene: Trmt61
Product: tRNA (adenine(58)-N(1))-methyltransferase catalytic subunit TRMT61A
Exons: 3
Coding region: 60-1025 (321 amino acids)
Biological process (GO): tRNA methylation
Cellular component (GO): tRNA (m1A) methyltransferase complex; nucleus
Source: RefSeq, a predicted model, not a curated record
UUUAAACACGCGCUUAUUUUGUAAAUAAACCUGCGUUUUGUAGUUUUUUAACAUAAAACAUGAGUUUUCUGAAACCCAAGACCCACAUAGAAAAGGGCGACGUGGUGAUACUAUACCUAAGUGUUAGUUCCAUGCAUGCCAUUGAAGCAGUGCCGGAAAUAGUCAAUAAAAGAGGAGAAACCAUACCGCAUAUCUUUCAGACAAACUAUGGAUCCCUAAAAGUAGAAAAUAUCAUAGGCGUGGAGUAUGGAAGCAAAGUGGAGCUCUCCAAGGGCUGGGCCCAUGUCCUGCAGCCCACGCCGGAACUGUGGACCCAAACUCUACCCCAUCGCACCCAGAUCAUCUAUACCCCGGAUAUCAGUAUGAUUAUUCAUCAACUGGAGGUUCGACCCGGUGCGGUGGUCAUUGAAUCGGGCACAGGAUCAGGAUCCCUGUCGCACUACUUCCUGAGGGCACUGAAACCCACUGGGCACCUGCACACCUUCGAUUUCCAUGAGGCUCGAGCGGAUCAGGCACGCGACGAGUUCCGGCGACAUGGCAUCGCCGACUUCGUCACCGUCUACCAUCGGGAUGUGUGCAACUUGGGCUUUGGCGAGGAGCUGGACGGAAAGGCCGAUGCGGUCUUCUUGGAUCUGCCCGCACCCGAUCUCGCCGUGCCGCACGCCUUCAAGGCGUUGAAGCUGUCCGGCGGUCGCUUUUGUUCGUUCUCGCCCUGCAUUGAGCAGUCGCAGCGCUGCAUCCAGGAGCUGACCAAGCUGGGCUUCAACGAGAUCGUCUCCUUGGAGGUGCUGCAGCAAGAGAAUGUGGUCAAGACCCGCACGCUGCCCGUCAUCGAUCUGGAGUUCCUUAAAUUGCCCAAAACCGAAGAGACGACGACGACGCCGGCAGCCAAUGCCGAGGAAAGCAAAGCGUCCAAGGAGGUGAAGAAGUACCUGACCUCCAGCAAUCCCCAAACGCUGCCCGGCCACACGGGCUUCCUCACCUUUGCCACUUUGCCACCGAACAUACCCAAGGCUGAUGAAUAAACUUGAAUUUCUUUUUAUUUGACUACAAGUCCGCAA